Molecule: messenger RNA, 1799 nt
Organism: Planococcus citri (citrus mealybug)
Lineage: Eukaryota; Metazoa; Arthropoda; Insecta; Hemiptera; Pseudococcidae
Product: phenoloxidase-activating factor 2-like
Exons: 6
Coding region: 349-1593 (414 amino acids)
Biological process (GO): proteolysis
Molecular function (GO): serine-type endopeptidase activity
Source: RefSeq, a predicted model, not a curated record
AUACACUUUCGUCAAUCUUCCUUAUACUACAUACCCAUACCCUACUCGUACAUUAAAAAAUACAUAUAUUCGAUCACGUGAUCGAUAUUUUAAUUACUAAACAGAGGUAGGAUUAUCGUCCAAUCCAUAUUAUUGUACCCGUUGUAAAAUGUGUUUUCCCCAAGAAGGCAAUAAUUACCAUAUUCUAACCCUCCUACUACAUUUCAGUAGGUAUCGAAUCGCGAAUCAAUAUCGACUCUAAAGUGAUCACUUCAGAUGCGAGAUUUUCAUCACGAAUACGCAAUUAAAUAGAUACUAACCGCAGUUUAGUUCAGUUGCUCUUGUGUAUAGUUUUUUUCACGUUCGAUAAUGUGCCGGCGCGAUUUUCAUUUAUUAAUUUUGGUGCUUGUAUCUUCCAUCUUGAUUGAUGGAGCAAUUACUCGUACAGCUACUACAGGUCGUAGUCGUUUAUCCAAUCAACCUUGGGCAGCAUCGCCAUUGUUGAGGAACAAUUUCGAUGAUGAAGGAGCCGGUGAUCAGCAGGCAUGCCAAUGUGUGCUUUUUUACAUUUGCGAGGAAGCUACCACCGUUAAAAAUGAUACUACGUGCGAAGAACCUUUAAUCUGCUGCAAAACAGAAACAAAAGUAAUCAGCGAAGACGAUACGUUUACGCCGGCGCCAGAAUCACCAGAAUCUUCCUCAUUAGCAUCAUCAACGUCGACAGAAUCUUUCAUUGAUAGCAAUGUGCCAUCUACUUCUUCAUCAACAUCGACCCCUUCGACUGAAUCAGCUGAAUGUGGAAUCAGAAGACAGAAUGGUCUAAAUGAAGAUUCCACCGGAAAUGCCAGUAUUGAUGCUUUGUUUGGCGAGUUUCCAUGGAUGGCAGCCAUUCUACGAACCAGCGAAAGUUCAACUGAUAACACUUUGAUUUGCGGAGCAUCGAUAUUAUCACCAUACAUUGUUUUGACCGCAGCUCAUUGCAUUAACAAUAUAGAUAUAAGUACGCUGAGAGUUCGCGCAGGAGACUUCAUCAUAAAUGGCGAAUCAGAUGAGAGACUACCCCACCAAGACCGCACUGUGAACAAUAUCCUUAUCCACAGCAAUCAUUCGAGAAAAGUUUUGCAUAAUGAUUUGGCACUGAUAACAGUAAACGAGCCGUUCACCUAUGGAGAUCACAUUUCUUCUGUUUGCACCUCGAUCAAUGAUAUUUCGUAUGCGACAUCGAGCUCGUACGAUCCGGAGAAUUGUUUGGUGACUGGAUGGACAAGUGUGACAGAUAACACAGCACAAAAUAAGCUUAGAAGAGUUUCUGCGUCCAUUAUGAGCACCGAAAGUUGUGAAAAUAACUUACGAGAAACACGAUUAGGACGAACUUUCAAGCUCCAUCCUAGUUUCCUAUGUGCCAAAGAAGAACAAUCUGUGUGCAAGGGUCACGGAGGAGGACCUCUGGUUUGUGUUUCGCGAUCAAAUCCAAAUAAAUACGUUCAAGUUGGUGUAGUAUCGUGGGGAGUUGGAUGCGAUAGGAAUCUUCCUGGAGUAUAUGCUUCCUUGGAAAACAAUUCCGAAUGGCUCACAACAGAAUUCAAUAACUUGAAUGCCAACCGACAAGUAUAAUCGAGAAACCUGAGAGCAAUUUUUGAUUUGAAGGUGACACCUGCAUUUAUAAUUUUUUUCUUACUCGUAAUAGCAGGUCUUCAUCAAAUUCAAUGGCAACUUGAACCAUUCUCGAAGAGAUAUUCCUAAAUAAUUUUUUAUGCAUUUAUAGUGAUAAUAUACCUAAAAUGUAAUUGAACUUUUUUUACAAUAAAACUUUUCGUCUA